AUGUGGCCAGCUAUCAUCGGGUGUAUAAUUUUAUUAAUGAUAAAGUUAACAAUAGAUCACCGACAGAGGCGACUGAAAAACUAUCCACCAGGACCAUGGGGACUACCGGUUUUGGGCAAUCUUCUCUCAAUCAACCGGCUUGUUAAAAAAACCCGUUUUCACUUCAACGCUUGGCGCAAAUUAGCCGACGUCUAUGGUCCAGUGCUGCGCAUUCGCCUCGGCAUAACGAAACCUCUGAUCGUCGUGUCAGGUCGCCAGGCUGUGCUGGACUUUUUAAACAGGCGCGAGUUCGACGGUAGGCCCAAUAGAUUCGAAUUGCGUAAUAAUGGCAAGAAAAUGGGCAUCGUUUUGAACGACGGUCAAGACUGGAUCGACCAAAAAAGGUUCUUGCUGAAAGCCUUGAAAGACUUUGGCUUCGGCAAACAGUCCAUGGAGGAUUUGGUUCUGCAAGACGUCGAGAUGCUCUGCGACAUUGUGCGCAAUCAAAUGCUCGAUAAAGCAAUGGACGUGCACGAUUUUUGCGAGAUAACCGCGAUCGCCGUUGUAAGCAGCCUGUGGAAUUUGAUUGCCGGUAGAAGGUGUGAUCCGACUAAAGAAGAGGAAGGUAUGCUGAAGAUUUUGCGCAUCCUCAAAGAAAGUUUUCGAAGCGGCAGUGCGGCUGGUUUUCUUUGGCAACACAUACCCAUUUUGCGUUUUAUUAUGCCCAAGUACUCCGGCUUCAGUGAGCAUCAGAAGAGAGUUACGGCGAUGCUCCAUUAUUUUCUGGAAGAAGUAUCCGAGCACAAAAAAAGCAGGAGUCCGGGAAACCCGAGAGAUUUGAUCGACAGAUACUUUGACGAAAUGGAUUCAAAGAAACACGAGGAAGAUUCGUCUUUCAGUGAAUUACAGCUAGUAGCCAUUGUGCAGGACCUCUUCUCCGCUGGAAUCGAAACAACGUCCAACUCAAUAGGAUUUGCUAUCGCCUACUUGGCCAAGUAUCGAGACGUUCAGGCUAGAAUUCAAGAAGAGCUAGACCGAGUGAUAGGCGAUGAAAUUCCCCGGUUAAUUUACAAAGAUUCGCUGCCGUAUCUGAACGCGACAAUCGCAGAAGUCUCACGCCUAUCCAACGUUGCACCCACGACCAUUCCCCACCGCGCCAUUGUCAACAGCUCGAUAUUGAGCUAUGACGUGAAGAAAAAUUGGUCAGUCAUUGGCGACUUGCGUAGCGUACACAUGGAUCCAAAUCACUGGUCCGAGGCCGAUGUAUUUCGACCCGAGCGCUUCAUCGAUCCCAGCGGCCAAUUUGUCAGUGAUCCCUGGCUCAUGUCUUUCGGUGCUGGUCGCAGAAAAUGUCUCGGCGAAAAUUUAGCACGGAUUAGCCUUUUACUUUUCUUGGCAAGAUUACUCCAGAAAUUUCAAUUUAGCCUAGCACCGAACGAGGGAGCUCCAUGCCUGCUUGGAGUGAAUGGCUUCACUAUAGCACCGCCACACAUUAGCAUUGUCGUAAAGUUGCGCCGAUGA
This is a messenger RNA of Trichogramma pretiosum, 1500 nucleotides long. RefSeq names its product methyl farnesoate epoxidase-like. Gene Ontology annotation, molecular function: iron ion binding; heme binding; oxidoreductase activity, acting on paired donors, with incorporation or reduction of molecular oxygen, reduced flavin or flavoprotein as one donor, and incorporation of one atom of oxygen. Bases 1 to 1500 code for a protein of 499 amino acids. The record is from RefSeq and is a predicted model, not a curated record. The transcript is spliced from 8 exons. Lineage: Eukaryota; Metazoa; Arthropoda; Insecta; Hymenoptera; Trichogrammatidae. Gene Ontology annotation, biological process: xenobiotic metabolic process. Gene Ontology annotation, cellular component: cytoplasm; intracellular membrane-bounded organelle.